This is a messenger RNA of Zerene cesonia (dogface butterfly), 3843 nucleotides long. RefSeq names its product trehalase (gene Treh-2). NCBI's taxonomy places the organism in Eukaryota, Metazoa, Arthropoda, Insecta, Lepidoptera, Pieridae. Gene Ontology annotation, molecular function: alpha,alpha-trehalase activity. The record is from RefSeq and is a predicted model, not a curated record. Gene Ontology annotation, biological process: trehalose catabolic process. The transcript is spliced from 15 exons. Bases 462 to 2426 code for a protein of 654 amino acids.
ACUAUAUUCUGCUAUUUUUUUAUAAGUAUUGAAUGAAGUUUUGCCUAGUGGAUUGUGCAGUGAUUUUUGUCUUGUAUGAAAAAGAUCAGCCAGUAAAUAGAACACACUUUUAUAUAUAUCGUGAUUAAAGCAAAGAUAGUUUCACUUUAACCUGUGUCAUAGUUUUCGAAUGUUCGAUUUUUGAAUAGUGAUACAUUUACACACUACACCGAAAUCAGGCACAGGGCACUCCAGGUGCCCUCUCACCAAUUAAUCACCAUACAACCAGGCAGUAUGACAGUGCAACCGCUUCGGAGGAAGCCAUUGAAAAUUCUACGCACUUACCUCAACACAUAAAGUGACCGACAAACCGGUGACACUCAGUGAUAUUAAUUUUAAAUAAUAGAUAAUUGUAUAAUUGUUCCUCUCGAGUGAUAUUAGCCUAGUAACCGGUGCCAUUGAUAGAAAUAAGUUAAAUAACAAUGAAGUGGUUCAGUGUCGUGCUUCUGGUAGCGGCUGCUAGCGCCGACCGGAGUAAACUACCUCCUACGUGUGAUAGUAUGAUAUAUUGUCAUGGGCCCUUGUUGGACACGGUGCAAAUGGCCGGUCUGUACAACGACUCCAAAACCUUUGUAGAUAUGAAAAUGAAACUGUCUCCGAACAUCACAAUGGAACACUUCCAUCAAAUGAUGAACAGGACAGGUUCCCGACCGACCAAGGCUGAUAUUUUAGAGUUUGUCAAUCAGAAUUUCGACCCGGAGGGCUCAGAGUUCGAAGACUGGAGACCCACGGACUGGAAGGAUAACCCUGCGUUUUUAGAUAGGAUAAAAGACCCAUUGCUCCACCAAUGGGCGUCAGAUCUGAACAAAUUGUGGUUGGAACUGGGCAGGAAGAUGAAGGAAGACGUCAAGCAGAACCAGGAUUUGUACUCCAUCAUCUACGUGGACAAUCCUUUUAUUGUACCUGGCGGUCGUUUCAGAGAGUUCUACUACUGGGAUUCCUAUUGGAUCAUCAAAGGUCUACUUCUCUCUGAGAUGCGAUCCACAGCUAAGGGCAUGGUAUCCAAUUUCUUGGAUGUUGUCGAUCGGAUCGGUUUCAUACCGAAUGGUGGAAGAAUUUAUUAUAAGAUGAGAUCACAACCCCCCCUCCUCAUACCGAUGGUGAAGUUAAUAUUUGACGAUUCUUCUGACCUUGAAUACCUGAGGAUGCACAUUCACACCCUGGAUAGGGAGUUCGAUUAUUGGGUCACAAAUCACACUGUGGAAUUCAAACAUGAAGGACAAACUGUCAAGCUAUGGAGGUAUACUGAUCAGUCACAAGGACCACGCCCAGAAAGUUAUAAAGAGGAUAUCGAUUGUGCUAAGCAUUUCGAUACAGAUGAUAAGAAAGAGGAAUUAUACGCAGAGCUGAAGGCCGCCGCUGAGUCGGGGUGGGACUUUUCUUCCCGAUGGUUCAUUCUCAAUGGAACGAAUAAGGGUAACCUAACAAACCUGAAGACCAGGUCCAUAGUUCCAGUAGACCUGAACGCAAUAAUGUGCUGGAACGCUCAACUAAUGUCGGAGUUCCACGCCAUGUUGGGAAAUACAGACAAAGCCGGGUACUAUAGGAAUGUGCACGCUGAACUAUUGGACGCGAUUGAAAAGGUCUUAUGGCACGAAGAUGUUGGUGCAUGGCUAGAUUUCAGUCUAGAAUCUGGAAGGCGUAGAGAUUACUUCUACCCGUCAAACAUAGCCCCUCUGUGGACCGGCUGCUACGAUAAAGCAAGGAAAGAAUACUAUGUGAAUCGGGUUAUCAAUUAUUUGGAUAAAGUUAAGGUGGACAUCUUCGAAGGUGGCAUCCCCACGACCUUCGAGCACUCUGGUGAACAGUGGGACUACCCCAACGCCUGGCCUCCACUCCAGUACAUCUUCGUGGUGGGGCUAGACAGCACCGGUCUACCGGAAGCCAAGAGACUGGCCAACGAGAUUGCCACCAAGUGGGUCAGGUCCAACUUCGAGGUGUGGAAGGAGAAGACCGCUAUGCUGGAAAAGUACGACGCCACGAUUUUCGGCGGCUACGGGGGUGGGGGCGAAUAUGUGCUACAGACUGGCUUCGGCUGGACCAAUGGGGUUGUUAUGGCGCUGCUUAACAGAUAUGGAGUAGAGCAACCCAGUCGCGCGACCCCCACUGACGGGCGCGCGGUUGCAGACACGUUGUGCGCAGCGGACGCGUUCGGCGCGAGCGGCGUGCUGCCCGCCGGCGUGGGCGGCGCGGGCGCGGCCGGCGGGCUCACCGCCGCGCUCGCCGUGCUGGCCUCGCUAGCUGCCGGCGCCUUGGGAUUACUGGUCUACAAAAGACGUAAAGAUUACACGCCUCUGGUGAGUGGUGAAGAUUUGAAGCUGCUAUCCCGAAGGCCGUAUACAGAAUUGCGGAGUUUAAACGGCAUUUCGGACCCCAGACAGCGGUGAACUAAACCACCCCUACCAUUGUCCACAGUGAGUUCGUAUCGAGAUCGACGUGACUAAGCAUAGAAACCUUCCAAUUAGUACCGAAAUGUCUUCAUUUACAAUACGUGUUUAGUGUUGUAAAAACAAAAAUUAAUUUUGAAAUAGUCUUGUAAGUUUUAAACAUUUAUUGGUGUACACCAUAAUAGUACUAUUAUGGCUAUCAAAUACAUAAAAUUAACGUAUAUUUAAACCUAUAGUCAUAUAAUGACAAGCAGCAAAGAUACGCUUAAGCUUCUAUUCAAAAUAAUUGCUCAGUAUCAAAUUUCGAAUGGACAUCAUGGAUAGUUUUCGAGUCGAAUUGCAAAUGGUAGGGCCAAGGGUCUAAAACCAUUGGAUCCUUUCAGUACAAACUUGGUGUCAAAGGAGUUUGUAAUAUACCAGUUCUUCAGCGUGCUGUGAAUGAAACUCUCGUGUAUAUAGACUUUAGGUUCAUUUUGCUCUGUAUUAUUGUAUAGCGCAACCGAAAAGUCUGUAUAUGAUAUGUUUUUUGUGAAUCAAAAAUAAUAAAAUAGGAUCUAGUUUUAAUAGUAACAACAUUCGGUUGAGAAAAUUGUAGAAUCACGGUAAUGGAUUAUUUGAUUUUAAUUAUGAAAUUUAUUUCAAAUAUUAAGUUGGCACAAAACAUACAUUUUUCAUAAUCCUGGAUGGUAUAUUAGAUUAAACGCUUUUUAGGUUUGUUGGUUUGUAAUUAAAGCAAUAUUUGUAUACAUAACAUUUGUAUACUUGUCGGUUUGAAAUCACAUUUUUACCGAAAUAAAAACUAGUAUAUAUUUAUCGUGACUAUAGACAUAUCAAGUAUUCUAUUUAUUUUAUACUAGACUAAUCGAAUAUUUUUUAUUUAUUUUUCUCAAACGACGCAUCGAGUUAAAUACUAUAAUCUAUAUCGGUUAUUAAUCAAUUCAAUUUGUUAAUGAUACUCAAAAAAUUUAAUGUCAUAAAUCAGAUGUAAAUUUAUGACGUUUUUUAGUACAUUUUUUUAUGUUUUAUUGCACAAAUUUUAUGACAUUGAACAAUGUGAUUAUAAUAUGAUAUGAUAAUUCAAUUAUUUAAUAUAGGUAUUAUUAAAUGAGAGUAUUAUUAGAAUUUAGUGGUUAACUUUAAUUUUAAGUAGACAAUUUUGUUUUUUGUUCUGUAAACAAUGUACAUAGCUAUAUAAUUAUAUAUAUAGUGUUGCUUGCAUUUAUUGUAAAAGUGUGGUUUCAAACUUAUUCUAUUAUGUGAUCUAGCGAAUUUUUUCAUAACAUUUAUUAUAGGUUUAGUUAAUUUUAUAUAGUAUCAAAACGUGUUUGUAGUUGUGUACUUUAUUUAUGUCAUCAGUAUCUCAUAGUGUUUGUAUCAUUGACAUUGAGAGAGAAAAUACAUUUUAAAUUUUGAUGAU